Dermatophagoides pteronyssinus (European house dust mite) is the source of this 618-nucleotide messenger RNA. RefSeq names its product smoothelin-like protein 1. Gene Ontology annotation, molecular function: protein binding. The record is from RefSeq and is a predicted model, not a curated record. NCBI's taxonomy places the organism in Eukaryota, Metazoa, Arthropoda, Arachnida, Sarcoptiformes, Pyroglyphidae.
UCAUCACUUGAAUAUUCUUGAUUGGUUGAUGAUAAUCCGAAAUUUUCUCUUCAGUUCAUCAUUUUCAUUUUCAACAAUCAACAAUUCACUUUGGUGAAGAACUUUUCGAUUUCUAAAAUAUUUGAAAUUUGUUAUUUAAAAUUUAAAAAAAAAAAGUUACAAUGCCAUGCCUAAACAACAGUCCUACUCCUGCCCAGAUCAAAGACAUGUUGCUUCGAUGGAGCAAAGCCAAAACCAGAGGCUAUGAGAAUGUCAACAUUGAAAAUUUUUCAAGUAGUUGGGCUAAUGGUAUGGCAUUCUGUGCUUUGAUUCAUCAUUUUUUUCCCGAUUCAUUUGAAUUUGAUAAACUUGAUCCUAAUAAUCGUCGAGAAAAUCUUACACUUGCCUUUAACACUAUUCAAGAUAAGAUUGAUGUUCCACCAAUGAUCGAAGUGGAUGAUAUGUUGGCUGCCAAAGAUAAACCGGAUCCUAAAUGUAUUUUCACUUAUAUGCAGGCUAUUUAUCGAAAAUUACAUGAUAAAAAUUAAUUGUAUCUUUUGUUCUUUUCUGUUAUUCUUUAUUUUGUUUUAAUCAUUUUGUUUUUUGAUUAAAUCAAUAAAAAAAAGAAAUCAUGUUUUU